AUGGAGAUUGCUUUGAGAGAGGAGAAGGAGAGACAGGAGAGUUCUUUUACCAACGCAUUCUGGAAGCGAAGCAGCAAAGACAAAGAAGAAGACGAGGGAGAAGAUGAACUCGCGACUGCGUUGCGACCGUUUCAAAACCACUUCGCUUCGACUGCCUCUUCUCUGCCUAAAGUCUCCUCCUCGAACGUCGAACAAACGCAACGACGAGAUGAUACAUUUGAAGCGGUGGAAAUCGUCAGCUCGAAGAGACACGCUCAGAUGCAAGAAAUCAUCGCGAACGAUGGGUCGGAGAGAGGGACGUGCGUGGCGAUGGGGCCGUUAGGGGUGAUUGCGGUUGGAUUCGCGGACGGUACGAUACGGUUGACGAGAGCGCAACACGCGGAAGGGAAGGAGGAGAAGAAGGAGUAUAACACGACGACGAUGCGAACGAUACCGGCGAUUCAGAGAGAAGAAGGGGAGGGAAAAGUGCUAGCAUCGAACGGUAGUGAUAAUGGUUCUUUUUUGAGAGUGACCGCUUUGAGUUUUGCAAACGGCGGCGAGUGGUUGGUUUCCGGGCACGACGACGCGUCCAUAGCGUUGUGGGACGUGAAGAGGUGUUCGCAGUUGAAACGAGUGAAGGCGCCGCCGCCGACGACGCAAAAUAUGGCAUCAUCAGAUGUGUCCAUGGUCGUUGCAAUCGUAGCGAUGAGUCAAAUUCCGAAUGCAAGUUCACAGUGCGAAGUCAUCGCUGCGUUAAAGUCUGGGCAGGUUUUGCGACACGAGUUUUCUUGGUUCGGUCCGCUCUUACGGAACAAAACGACUUCAUUAGGGGAAAAGACGUUUGUCAUUGGAGGCGACGCGCUUCCGGCGAAAAGCUACGCGGUAAAACCUCCCGUUCCCGGGACCGUGCCAUGGUUUUGGGGCGACGAAAAAUUAAAGGAGCAAUUGGAUAAAGAAGCGGAUAUGAACAACUCGGCGCUUUUAGAUUCUACGAUCGCGAUGGAUUCGGCUGGUGGCGCCAACGCGACUGAAAGCAUUUCCGGCGUUUCGAAUUUACUUUCCGAGUUCAACGGUAAAACCAGCACGAGCGCGGCAAACGCAUCCGGUUUAGUUUGUUUAACCACUGCGAGUGCGUGUUUAGUAAUGCGCUUAUAUCCGGACGCCGAGGUUGUUGCGAAGAUUCCAAGACCGAAAGAUGUGGACGCGUCCAAAGUCCCCUACGCGAGGUUUCGACCAAAAGUCGUCUCGUACAAAAAUGUAAAGAGUAGCGUUAGCGCAAACAAUAGCAACAGUAGUAGAAGCAGUAGCAACGAGGGCGACAUGGAAACGAGAGAACUUGCGGUCGUUUGGGGCAAUCGGGUCACGAUUUGGGAGUUAGGUAUUUUAUCUCCGGAAAACGUGCUCAAAGUCAAUCGCGAGAUUCAAAAACAGAAAAUGGAAAAGAAAGAAAGUUCGGCAGCGGCGAGUUCAAAAUCACCCAAAGGGCAAUCGGGUGGAAGAUGCGUACCUAAACUCCGGCGAGAGUGGCAGCUACCGGAAAAUGUUGUGAAAGACUCAGACGGAUGUGGGUUGAUGUGGUUCGGCGACGAAGUGUUAGGUGUCAUUUGCGGACAACGGGUCGCUACGUUGCUCGCGUUUGAUGCGAAAAGCAGCUACGGCAAACUUUUAGAGCGCGUCGCGUUGGAUGCGCAUCCGACCGCAACUUCAUUACCGGUACCGUCUCGGGACGCUCCGAAACAACCUCCCUCUUCCGAGCACGUCGUUUGGAGCAGUCACGGGUCGUGCGCGAAUCGGGGAGCGGGUGCGGUUAUUUUAUCCGCCGCGUCUAUUCGAGUGUGUAAAAUUCUCGGGUGGCGAGAGCGCGCGAAUGCGCAUCGUAAACUUAGCGACUGGGGUGGUGCUUUUGCAGUGGCGGUGGCGGCGUACAAACAAAGCUUUCGUCGAGACGAAGAUGUCGACGAUGUUUUCGUCGUCAACGACACUAAUAAAGCCGUGAAGAAAUCGACGACAUCUUUUGCGCCUUAUUUGGCCGGAAUACCGUCGGAUGCGCGAGCUCGCAUCAUAAAUGAAUCUCAACUGCCUCAGACGGCCGUGAAAUCCGAAAGGGAAGCGGCACGGGAGGUGUGUCUGAAACUCUUGCCACAGUUUCUUCAAGACGCCAUGAUGGUUGUGCAGGCAACCUCAGGCGAAGACGACCAGGCGCACGUGCACGCUGAAUCCGUCGCGCGCGCAACGUUAGCGGUUUGCCUAGCCGUCGAUUCGCUCGACAAAAUGUACGACCAGUCUAUUUACGAUCCUUUGAUGGAAGCAACGCACGGGAAGGAGGCUUUCAUAGAGCGUAUCGUUCCGCAUAUCAUCAGCGACGAGUUACAAAGCUUACCACCAGAAGUUAUGCAGUCUUUAGUCACUCAUUUCGCGUCCAAAGGUGAACAUAGUAUCAUCGAAAAGUGCGUUUUACGCAUGGAUGUGACGAGUUUGGACGUAAAUCAAGUGGCGAGAUUGUGCGAGACGCACGGAAUGUUUGCCGCGCACGCGAGCGUUUUCGUGAGAGCGUUUGAAGAUUUUUCGAGUCCAGCCUUUGCGAUGUUCGAAGACGCGGUGAAAAGGGUGAAAGACGUCGUGGUGAAAUGUAACGACGACGUCUCGACGAUGCGUGAUAGUUCUCAGGAUAAAAAAGACGAUGUAUACUUUGAAGUUUCGAGAAAGUCUGCCCGAAGACUUUUGCUCUUUGCCAGCGAGAGCAUCGCCGGACGAUUGUUUCCGCCGAGAUUUUCCGAAGAUAUGAAAGUUCGCAAGCAAAAUGAGCUGGAUGAUCCAGUCCACGUAGCCAGACGCGCCGAAAAGGCGCGAUUCGAUUUGAUGCGGUUUUUUCUUUCUCAGGACGCGGAUAAAAGCGUUCGCGAAACGGCGGCCGAAGUCGCGAAAGGAAAAGACAACGCCGAGCAAACAUCAAAUGCAAACGCGUUCCGACAGUUUUGGCGCGGCGUUGAUUCGUUGCGAAAGAAGCGCUUUAAGAACAGUGAUGCACAAAACGUUUCUCCAAUGGAUGCACUACUAACGUCGUCGCAAAUUAGAGAAGUAUUCGAUACCCCAGACGCGCCGGACCGAUUGCUGUUUUUGUUCUCGGUCGAACCGGCGGCGACGACGGCGUUUCUCAAAGAUGCGCUUGAUUCGUGGGACGCAUCCGAGCGCGAGCUUUUUGAAGAAAACGCGAAUGACCUCAACAGAACGACAGAUCGAAUGGCAGCACAGGUGGUAUGCGACGCGGCAUUGUUUGCGGCGGAAUCUAUCGAGGAAGAAACAACGUUUACGGCGGAGGAAAUACUCAACGUAAGGCUUUUAGAAAUUAAAAACAGUCUGCUGACGUUUGCGGCUGCGUUGGUUGGCACCGGACGCGUCUCGGUCGAUCGCGAUCGGGAAUUCGCGCUACUCGAAGCGCUCACGGCUGGACCCGUAAAAUCGUUACGCGAGCGGUCAGACGCCGCGUGUCUCAUCGUCGCACAAACCGUCGACGAUUUGACGCGGCGACAUGGCGGCGCGAACGAUACGAGCGCUGCCGUCGCGAAAUACGCGCAGUCAAAAGUGUUCACAUUGCUCUCUGAUGCAAAUUUUGCGCAAGCUAUGACCGUAUUACAUCUCGCCGAGGGCGACUACGGCGCCGCAUUGGAAACUUUAGCCGCGAAAGACGUUUUGAUCCGUCCAAAUUCAGCCGGAUACUUUGCGGACGUUUUACUGGGUUGUGCGCCGGCGGGUGUUGAGGCAGCGAACGAAAACGACGCUGGUCCAGCAGUCGGUCGCGCUCGAGCGCUCCCGGCAGGCGAAGCAAGAGAAGCCUUUAAGAGAUCGCUCUUGCACUCGGCGCCGAAAAUUGCGGAAGUUAACGCCGCUAUCGUCGCUCGAUUAGGCGUCGCGCAUUUCCCGGAUCAGCAAGAAGCUGUUUUGAACGCGCUUUCUUCAAAUCCUUUGUUUCAGUUUUGGUACCUGCGCGAAGUUUUAGCCGGCAAAAGCGCCACGGGAGGAGAAGGUCUCUUAGAAGCUACCACGCGCGGUGAGAACGACGACCACCAAACGCUCGCGCGUUUGAUUGAAAGAUCUGGCGUCAAGGUGACGGAAGAGAUGAGCGAGCUGUACGUCAAGUUGAUGUGUCAAUUCGAGCCGUCGAACGUUUUACCGUUUUUAAAAUCGCGCUCGGGUGGGUAUCGGUUAGACGCGUGUUUGGAGCAGUGUCAAAGUUACGGCGUGGUGGAUGCGUCGGCGCACAUUUUGGAAAAAAUGGGACGCGUUGGCGACGCGUUGGAUUUACACGUUCAAAAAUACGAGCAAAACGUGGAAGCGUUGUCGAAUUUACGCAAUAAUCCAACGUCCACGACGGUUAAUAAAAUGUCAAAAGACGUCUCGCGCGGUUUCGCGAUGGAAAGUUCAGAAUCUCUCGAUGCGGCUACCCGGUUAUGUCUCCGUUGCGACACGUACAAGUUCAUCGAGAGUGAAGCGAUGUGGCAUCGCUUAUUGGAUUGCGUCAUUUCUGCUCGAAUAACGUACGGUUCCUCAGGUCAAUUCGUCGACCAGACGCUCCGCGAACACGUCGAACGCAUCCUCCACGAUACACUCGAGCGCGUCGCGCCAGAAAAAGUUCUCGGUGACGUCUUAAGAACGCGCGGGAACGAAAGUUUGCGCGAAUUGCGUCGCGUUUUGACCGGUAUUCUCGAAACCGUCGAAAGCGAGAAAGACGGCGUUCGAAAAGAAGAAAAAGUUUCAGAACGCAAAGUCCUCAAAGCUGCGGCUGAGAAAUUUUAG
Bathycoccus prasinos is the source of this 4773-nucleotide messenger RNA. RefSeq lists its product with no specific name. Gene Ontology annotation, molecular function: protein binding. The coding region runs from base 1 to 4773 and encodes 1590 amino acids. Gene Ontology annotation, cellular component: late endosome; HOPS complex. The transcript is spliced from 2 exons. Lineage: Eukaryota; Viridiplantae; Chlorophyta; Mamiellophyceae; Mamiellales; Bathycoccaceae. The record is from RefSeq and is a predicted model, not a curated record. Gene Ontology annotation, biological process: endosomal vesicle fusion; protein targeting to vacuole.